CACCUCGCGCACCACCGUCUGGUAGCCGCGGCCGCAGCACAGCAGCCGGCAGCCGUCCAUGCCGUAGCUGGUGUUGUUGCACGAGCGACCUGUGGUGCCCAGCACGGCUAGCCUGCAGGAAAAAAGAAGGCCUGCUGGCCACCUUGGGGCAUGACUCGCUGCUGGUUACUCCGGCCCCGUACCCGACAUCCUCGUCAGCCGCCAUGUACCAUUCGUACCACAACUACGAGGCUCUCCGGUGGCACAGCCGUCUGGCCGAGCUGGCCGGCAACGAGAGCGUCCGCGCAUGCCACACCAUCAGCCUGGCCGGCGUGGCGAUGACUGCAGCCAACGCUACGCUAGUGCCCUACGAUCGCAUCUGCUCAGCGCACUUCCUCAGGACGCCCGCGACGAGCAAGGACGGCUGGUCAUCGGUGGGCCGCCUGUGGGGCUCCGGCACCCUCGUGUCCUUCCUGUCCGUGGGCCGGGCGCGGUCCUUCGUUGCCGCCGUGCACGAGGAGGCUGGCUCGAACUGCCUCGGCUUCUGGGACCCCGAGCACGACGACUUCGCCGCUCGCUGCGGAGGACCCCAAUACCCGCUCAUCGGGGCUGUCGUGGGACGACUCGAGGAUGAGCGGAGACGUGAUUAA
Messenger RNA from Rhipicephalus sanguineus (brown dog tick), 629 nucleotides. RefSeq lists its product as uncharacterized. Bases 204 to 629 code for a protein of 141 amino acids. The record is from RefSeq and is a predicted model, not a curated record. Lineage: Eukaryota; Metazoa; Arthropoda; Arachnida; Ixodida; Ixodidae. The transcript has 3 exons.